UCGGCUUGUCCAGCUCGGGAUCCGGACUUCGCUUCUGUUUGCUCUCCAACGCUCUACAUCUGAUACCACGAUACCAUUGGUUUAUACGGAAUUGCACGUCGCUCACGUAUAUUGAAUCUUCGAUUUUAUCGUAGCCGCCUGCAUGUCAACGUUGUGAAGACCUCUUUCUGCUACUGAGCGCUCUCCUCCUGACCCUUAGCUAAUCUAUCACUUGAUCUCUGCAUUGUUGAUGUCGAACACAUUUCUUGGCCCUACGCGGCUCUGUGGCGUGGCAUUUAGAUCAUCACUAUCAUAUAAACGAGCUUCGUUACAAAACAAUAGCUUUCGAAGCUUUGCCUCAGUGUCUAAUGCAGAUGCCAGCCUACCCCUGGCAGGCAUUAAGGUGCUGGACAUGACCAGGGUCCUCGCUGGACCGUAUUGUACACAAAUUCUUGGAGAUUUGGGUGCAGAGAUCAUCAAAAUUGAACAUCCUACGAGGGGAGACGAUACGAGAGCAUGGGGUCCCCCGUAUGCAUCAUAUAAAGCAAGCUCACAGAAACAAGGCAGUGGCGAAAGCGCCUAUUUCUUAGGGGUCAAUCGUAAUAAGAAAAGUUUGGGGCUCUCAUUCCAACAUCCGUCCGGAGUCGACAUUCUCCACAAAUUAGCCAAGGAAUGUGACGUUCUAGUUGAAAAUUACCUACCAAACUCAUUGAAGAAAUAUGCCAUGGAUUACGAAACACUUUCAAAGAUUAAUCCUCGUCUCAUUUAUGCAAGUAUAACCGGGUAUGGCCAGAAUGGGCCACUCAGCGCCAAGGCUGGGUACGAUGUAAUGGUUGAAGCAGAAAUGGGUCUUAUGCACAUUACUGGUGAACGAGACCGGCCACCGGUCAAGGUUGGAGUUGCCGUGACUGACCUGACCACGGGCCUAUACACUUCCAAUAGUGUGAUGGCAGCGCUUCUAGGACGGGCUAAGACCGGCAAGGGCCAACAUAUUGAUGUCGCACUCAGCGACUGCCAAGUAGCCACCCUAGCAAACAUUGCCAGCUCAGUGCUCAUCAGUGGAAAGAAAGAUUCCGGACGAUGGGGAACUGCCCAUCCCUCUAUUGUACCAUACAAGGCCUUUGGGACAUCAGAUGGCAACAUCCUCGUCGGUGGGGGAAACGAUCGGUUGUAUGGCAUUCUAUGCGAGAAGCUGGGAAAACCCGAAUGGAUCAAGGAUGAACGAUUUGUGAGUAACGCCGUCCGUGUCAAGCAUCGAGAACUUUUGGAGGAUAUGAUCGAGGCGGAGACAACGAAGCGCACGACACAAGAAUGGCUUGAUGCGUUCGAAGGUAGUGGUAUGCCAUACGCCAAGAUUAAUGAUGUCAAGGAGACGCUGGAACACGAGCAUGUGCAAGCGCGCAACAUGGUUGUCGAAGUCGAACACCCACAUUGCGGAACGUUGAAGAUGGUUAACACACCGGUGAAGUUCUCAGAUGCAAAGCCAGGAAUCAGGACUCCUCCUCCGGUGCUUGGGCAGCACACGAACGAGGUUCUUCGCAGCCUUGGGUACUCCGAAAGCGAUAUCGAAAGUUUGAUCACGGAAGGCGUGAUUGCAUAGUUCGAGGGUGAGAACCAUCUACGCUUCUCGAGGACACUGUAUAUAUGUGCCUGUAUAGAUAUUGGACCUACAUAUAGAGUCCACAUGGUAGGACACCAUCUGAGUAGCUGGCUUAGCUGUUAGGAGUUAGAGUAAGGCCAGAGUCUAGAUAUUACUCCAUAGUCCUGUACGUGGUGGUUGAACAACAAGCCUAGGUGGACCCUGACCCUGAUUUCUCUAGCG
Pseudovirgaria hyperparasitica is the source of this 1801-nucleotide messenger RNA. RefSeq names its product CoA-transferase family III. The coding region runs from base 230 to 1579 and encodes 449 amino acids. Gene Ontology annotation, molecular function: catalytic activity. The record is from RefSeq and is a predicted model, not a curated record. The transcript is spliced from 8 exons. Lineage: Eukaryota; Fungi; Ascomycota; Dothideomycetes; Acrospermales; Acrospermaceae.